Messenger RNA from Fraxinus pennsylvanica, 1533 nucleotides. NCBI's taxonomy places the organism in Eukaryota, Viridiplantae, Streptophyta, Magnoliopsida, Lamiales, Oleaceae. The record is from the annotation of a GenBank genome assembly.
AUGCCUAUCGGAAGCCUCGUAAUUGGCGUCGACCUCGAUCCUAUACGACCCAUCCGUGGCGCCAUCUCCGUGCAGGAGGAUAUCACUCAGCCUAAGUGUAGAGCAGUGGUGAAGAGACUUAUAGUGGAGAAUGGAUGCAAGGCUUUCGACUUGGUGCUGCACGAUGGCUCGCCUAAUGUUGGAGGUGCGUGGGCUAGGAGGCUACCAGUCAGAAUGCUCUGGUUUUCAGAUUCCAAGAUUAUACUGCCGUACUUUUCUGUCUUAGACAGCUUUUUGAAAAAGGUUGAAGUGGAUAAACCACAAGCUAGUUGUUCAGCAUUGGCAGAAAUUUAUAUUGUGUGUUUCAAGUAUAAGGCUCCUGCUAAAAUUGAUCCGCAACUUCUUGAUGUAAAGCACCUUUUCCAAGGAGGUAAAGAGCCUCCAAAGGUGGUGGAUGUACUUAGAGGAACAAAGCAAGAGCGACAUCGUGAUCGGUAUGAAGAUGGAGACACAACUUUGCGGAAGGUCUGCUCUGCAGCUGACUUUGUUUGGUCUAACUCUCCUCUUGAGAUCCUUGGUUCAGUUACUUCUAUAACAUUCGAGGAUCUUGCAUGUUCACCCAUUAAGGAUCAUACUUUGACAAUCGACGAGGUUAAAGAUCUGUGUGACGACCUUCAUGUUCUGAGGAAGCAAGACUUCAAGAAUCUUAUAAGAUGGCGUAUACAUAUAAGAAAGUCGCUAUCUCCCUCAGAGAAGGCUACUUCUGCGACAACGGCUGUGGAACGUGAGAGCAAGCAAGAUGAAGAUGAGAGAAUUCUCAAUGAAAUGGAGGAGUUGACUAAUGCCAUGGAACAGAAGAAGAAAAGGGCAAAGAAACUUCUAGCAAAAAGACGAGCCAAGGGCGACGAUGACAAUAACAUGGUUCAUUCUGAUCAAGACUCCGAUAAUGAUGGAGAUCGUGAGGUGAAUCCCCUUGUGGUACCACUCAUAGAGAAUGCACCAAGUCAGGAGGAGAUUGCAGCAAAAUGGUUCAGCCAAGAUGUCUUCAUGGACUCUGAUGAAAGAGAGGAUUUGGAGAAUGAUGAUAGCGAAGACGAAAUGCAGAUGGAUUUGCCGGUCAAACAUCCCGAAAUUCAGGAGAAGAAAAUUGAAGAUUCACCAAAAAAAUACAUGGAUUCAAGGACGAGUAAAUUAUCGACAGUCAAAGCUUCCAAGGUAGAUGAUUUUGAGAUAGUUCCUACUCCACAUACAGAUUCUAGUGAUUCUUCAUCAGACAACUUGGAUGAAGAUGACAUUAAUUCAAAAGCAGAGAUAUUGGCUUGUGCAAAGAAGAUGCUGACGAAAAACUUUAAAAAGAAGGCAACACCUAAAAAACCUAAGAAGGAAUAUGUGGUAGCAAAAAAGGGUGUCCAAGUUAAGGCUGGCAAGGGGAAAGUUCUUGUUGAUCGACGAAUGAAAAAGGAUGCCAGGAAGCAGGGAAUGAGCAAGCGGGUUAAAGAAACAAAGGUAAAGCAGAAAGGUAAAGGAUCGGCACAGGGACCAGGAAAAGGGUAA